AUGAGAUCUUCGGUUGCAUGGAUAGUUCUUUGUAUAGUCGUUGUAUUUUUCAAUUGGAGAACGAAUCAUAUUGAGGCAGUUGAUUUUACGACAAUCAUUACCGGUCUUCAAGAUUCAUUACUUCAGUACAACAUUGCUCCCACAGUAAAGAUCGUUGAUGUAUCGACGGCUCAAAAUAUAACGAGUGCCCGAUUGGAAUUUGCUCGAGGCCUUGCGAAACUGUCCAUGUAUUUAGAGCAUAAGAUGCGAUGUAAUUGUAGGCUGAACAAAACCCUGAGUGAACAAAAACAAUGUGUGGAUAGUUACUCCAAUUACGACAUUACUCUGACCAAAGUGAAAUGUGAUACUUGUUUAGGUGCAGUCUCCUAUUUCAAAGCUUUGCGUGCCAUGGACCAGAAUAAGACUUGCCAGGCUGCAAUGAAUUUGCUAUGUUUUCCCUUCCUAAAUAGCCUUAGUUCUGUUGGUGUUGCGUGCAGGCAAUUCUCGUCCAAAUUUUGUGCAAUUCCAAUGAUUGAAAGUGUAGUGGAUGUGAGUUCCUCUUCGAUGGAUGUUUGUACUUGUCAGCUUUUCUGCAAAUGA
Naegleria fowleri is the source of this 579-nucleotide messenger RNA. RefSeq lists its product as uncharacterized. Bases 1 to 579 code for a protein of 192 amino acids. The transcript is spliced from 2 exons. Lineage: Eukaryota; Heterolobosea; Eutetramitea; Acrasida; Naegleriidae. The record is from RefSeq and is a predicted model, not a curated record.